CACUCCAGCCUCUUUAUAACAACUCGGCGUUCUCUCUCUUCUCCGACUCCGAGAAGAAGAGGGGAGAGAGGGAGAGAAAAAGAGGGAGGGAGAGACAGCGAUGGGUUCUUCCAAUAAACUCCAAGCAGCCUUCAAAGUCCCAAAGCGAGAGCUCCCACCACCCCUCCCCCCCGAUUCCAACCCUAAUCUUGCGGGCUCUUCGACGGCGGUGGCGGAGGGGGGAGCGACGGCGGUGGCGGUGGAGGGGGUGGAGGAGGACGAGGUGUUGCGGGACGCGGGUGCGCUGUCCCGGGAGGAGGUGCUCCGCCGCCGGGCGCGGCGGGUGAGGCAGCUGGAGAGCCUCUACCAGCGGCAGUACUGGGCGCUGGUGGAGGAGGUGCGAGUGAGGCACCGGGACUAUUACUGGGAGUUCGGGGUGAGCCCGGUGGUGGAAGGGCCGGAGAACGGUGGGGUUGUGGUGGGGGAGGAGGGAGGGUUAGGGUUUAGGGAGCCGGGGAGUAAUAGUAAUGUGGCGGUGGAAAAGGGGGAGAGGAAGCGGUGCGCGUUUGCCGGGUGCAAGUCGAAGGCGAUGCCGCUGACAAAGUAUUGCCAUCCCCACAUACUCUCGGAUAGCAAGCAGACGCUGUACAAGCCUUGCAAUUAUGUUAUCAGGAGCGGUCCACAAAAUGGGCAAGUUUUUUGCGGGAAGCCAGUUCUGAGAGCUGCCAUGCCUUCACUCUGUCAUGUGCACUUGCAGAAGACGCAGCGGAACAUAUCACAGGCUUUGAAAAAAGCAGGCCUUCACACAUCCUGUUCAGGGAGGCCUGCUCCAAAAUUUAAUAUUCUAAUUGCUGAAUGUGUGCGCCAAAUUCAAGCCAGAAGAAGAGAAGCAUCGAAUGCUGCCACUGAUAACAUUGCACAAGAAGAGAAUGAAAAGCUGGACAUCUUGGUCGCCCCGCUUCAGCCUGGGAAGAAAAUUUUUUACCAUUCUCCAAAGGAGGUUUUGCAGGUCUAUUCAAAUACAGUGUGGGGAAACAGGCUUGGUUCUCAUUGUGAUACCAACCAGUCAGUUACAUGGCUAUGAUUAUCAGAUGAUGGCCGUAUAAAGGUUUUUCUAUCUGAUGGUUGCCGGCAUGCUUGGAAGAGUAUUCCUGAAAUUUUUCUGGCUGGUUGGUCUUUCAGCUUUAUACUUGGGCAGGGCAUGGCAGUGGAAGCUUCAUUACCAUGCCGCAGAUAUAAUCCAACCCUUGGCAUCCCUUCUUGGGUGACUACUUGAUACAACCUCAUCUGCUUGCUGCUGCGUGCGUGCUCAUGUGCUGUCUUCUGUUGUUUGAGCAGAUGUAAUCUGUCCUAUAUGCCACUUUCAUGUUGUCUAAUGCAAAUUGACGCUGAUGUGAUUAUCUCUGGGCAAUAAAAAAAAAAGGAAAAAAGAUUAUGAUACAGUUGCUGUUUGAAUGUGGGGAUCUUUCCCCAUGGUGAAAAACCAGAUCUGGAUUACAUAAUCUUGUAUUUUGUUAAUCUGGAGAUUCUAUAAUCAGAUAUUGCCAGGCUGUAAGAACAUACAUCGACGUGCUUCUCAAGUCUCAUGCAGGAGACUGUAAUUUGGGUAUGGCCACAUGAAAAUUUGUACAUGACAGUUGAAGAAUGACACAUUGGUGGCUUGUUUGUAAAAUUGACUGUCCAAUAUUUUGAGGCAACCUCCUUUUUCGUAGUACA
Messenger RNA from Elaeis guineensis (African oil palm), 1695 nucleotides. RefSeq lists its product as uncharacterized. The record is from RefSeq and is a predicted model, not a curated record. Gene Ontology annotation, cellular component: NSL complex. Lineage: Eukaryota; Viridiplantae; Streptophyta; Magnoliopsida; Arecales; Arecaceae.